CUACUGAUCACACUGAGCGUCUAAUUCUGUGAGGCUACACCACCAUCUAGAGGUGAAUUCAGGCAAUGUCCCGUUUUGAAGACAGAUUCAACAUGGCUGCUCCCUUGUCGACGUUUUUAGGAUUACUGUCUGUAGCUGCAAACCAUGAGGAAGUUCAGCCACCAUGGAUGUAAAAGAAAUAGUCCACUGUGCUCUGCAGAUAGAGAAAUGCUGUGCAGACAGAAGCUAUGGGAACAUCUUGACCCUCCUCAGUGACCUUGAUAAGUUGCACGUCACAGCAGAGCAGCUAGAAGCGACGGACGUUGUUAAAGUUCUUUACAGGCUCCUGAAGACCUGCUCUGAUGACGGCGUGAAGAAAACCGCAAAGAGCUUGUUGUCCAAGUGGAAGAGACAGUACAGCAAAGAUACACAGGGUGUGAAAUGCACAGAGGAAAGCAAGGAUCCUAAGCUGAGUUGGGUCUCUGUACCAGACAAGGCUGGGGAUGGAGGAGUAUCCAGGCAGGGGGAUUCCCACUCUGGUUCAGCACAGACAUGUGACAGUAAGGUGAAGUGUGUGAAGUGUGCAGAUGAAGAAGCAUCCUCCUCAUGUGCAAAAGAUGAGCUCCAGACUUUGUCUGUCACUGCAGAGAGCGCCUCUGCAUCCUGUAGUUUCUCAUCUGUAAGAUCCAAAUGUGUUCAGCUCCUUCUUACUGCUCUCAUCCCUGAACUUUCUGAUAAAGACAAGGCUGCAGAGCUGGCAAGAGACAUUGAGGAGCAAAUCCAUGAGCUCCACAAGUCCAGCCAGGUCAAAUUCAAAGCCUGUGUGAGGAGCAAGGUGGCCAACUUGAGGAAUCCUAAAAACAAACAUCUUCGUCAGGGCCUCCUGAGCGGCUUGCUGUCACCUGAGGCCUUUGCACGGAUGUCAGCAGAGGAGAUGGCCAGCGCAGAGCUCCGGCAGCUGAGGAAGGAGUACUCAUCUCGUGGUGUGAGCGAGAGGCAGCUUCCUGAAGGGGUAGAAGGGACCCAGACGCAGAAGAUCCGCUGCAAGAGAUGUGGGGGAUCAGACUGUAGGGUGACUCAGGUGUCCAGGGGGGCCCUUUUCUUGCCUGCGUGGGUGAGGCAGGGCGGCCCUGAUGAGGACGCAUUGACUUUUGUGACCUGCAGCACUUGCGGGCAGCAAUGGUACCACAGCGGCUGGGUUUGCCUCUAAAUUCGGUUUAUCGCUCGGUCUAAAAAAUGCCAAUAAAAUGGUGAAAAAAGCACUCACGUUUACAAAUCCAUAUUGCUUUUAUAGCUAAAACUGUUAGUCGAUUAAUCAAUCUGCAAUAUUUUUGAUAAUAAAUUAAUCGUUUAAGUAAUUUUCCAAGCAAAAAUUACAAAUAUUGACUUGUUCCAGCUUCUCAUAUUAGAAUAUUUGUUUGUUUUCUUUCUUUUUUGAUACAAAACAGAAUCAGUUUGGAUUUCGGACUGCCAGUCGGACAAAACAAGACAUGUAAAGGCGUCAAAUUGCAUUCUGGGAAACUGUCAGGAGCAGUUUUUUGCAUUUAAGUGACCAAACAUGUGAAUGUUUAAUUGAGGAAAUUAUCAACAGAUUAAUCAGUAAUUAAAAUAUUUGAAGGCAGUCUGACUUUUUAUUUUUGUUUUCUGAUGCCAGAUUUAUAAUAGAAGGAUUAAAUUGUUACAAAUGAUGGAUUGGAUUAGAGGGUCAUUUGUCGUAUUUUCUCGAUUAAUUGAUUAAUCAUUUGGUCUAUAAAAUGUCAAAAAUGGUAGAAAAAAAUGCCAAUCACAAUUUCCCAGUGCCCAAGUUGACAUAUUCAUAUUGCUUGGUGUGUUCCAGCAACUGUCCAUAUCCCAUGAAUAAAUAAUAAAACGGUUUACUGUCAUAGAAUACAACAAUAAACCAACAAAUAUUCACUUUUAAGCUGAAGCCUGUCAAUUUUUGGCAUUUUGGCCUAAUAAAAUUCCAAAAUGCCGGUGGAGUAAAAAUCA
Messenger RNA from Micropterus salmoides (largemouth bass), 1968 nucleotides. RefSeq names its product transcription elongation factor A N-terminal and central domain-containing protein. The transcript has 2 exons. The record is from RefSeq and is a predicted model, not a curated record. Gene Ontology annotation, biological process: DNA-templated transcription. NCBI's taxonomy places the organism in Eukaryota, Metazoa, Chordata, Actinopteri, Centrarchiformes, Centrarchidae. Gene Ontology annotation, cellular component: nucleus. The coding region runs from base 164 to 1189 and encodes 341 amino acids.